This is a messenger RNA of Microdochium trichocladiopsis, 1395 nucleotides long. RefSeq lists its product as uncharacterized. Gene Ontology annotation, cellular component: Golgi apparatus. Bases 141 to 1217 code for a protein of 358 amino acids. The transcript has 3 exons. NCBI's taxonomy places the organism in Eukaryota, Fungi, Ascomycota, Sordariomycetes, Xylariales, Microdochiaceae. The record is from RefSeq and is a predicted model, not a curated record.
UCACAAAACCACAGGCGGGCUCUGACAACUCACCACCAUCGCCAACAUUCCCUGAGAGCUUGUUGCUGACGACAAUAGCCCGACGACAAUAGCGGCGACGACGACCAACGACGACCAGCACUACCACGGGUUCAAGCCUGAUGGGCAUCGCGGAGCAAUGGCAGGCGUUCCGCACCGUAUGUGCAGCGCCCAUCCCAGCAACAUUCCUGGCCCUGGCGGCCAUGCAGAGUGCUAUCGUCAUCACGAUCCAGAGCAUCGUCCUUAACAACUGGCUCGGCUGGCUCCUCCCGAAUGCCUUCCAGGGGCCAUCCUCAGACACCGUAGCCACGAACCUGUUCCUUCUCAUUUUCGGCCUCGGAUUUGAGUUGCUGUACGUCUACGAUGCCAUACUCUCGCGAAGCACUGUCCAGGUCGUCCUCUCGUGCUUGCUGAAUGCGGGCCUGACGAUCCUCGCGGUCAUCCAGAUCCCGCAGGUCGGUGACGCUGUGGUCAGCCUGAAGAGCUCAUACGACAUCAACGCGGACCCCGUGGUCAAUCACGACUUUGAAUUCUGGACUGUCUCGUCGGGGCUGUUGAUCGCCAUUGUCGCGGUGCUCGCACUGUUCUCCCUCGUCUUGCCGGUCGCUGCGUGGUACCUCCGGGUUUACUUCUCCUGGCAGUCGUACCGCAACGUCAACCCUGACGCCAGGCUGCGGCGCAGCAGGCUCGUGCACCAGUCAUAUGUCAUGCUGGUGAAGCUGGACGUGUACUUCAUUGUCUGCUUCAUCGUCAUCUACUGCGUCCUCGUUCUCAGGGCAGUCGGGAUCGAAUUCGUCCUUCACGUCGUUGGCGCACUCUCCGCCAUCGCCAUCCUGGUCCUCUCUAUCUGGUCGAGCAAGACGGAGCACAGGCUUGGAAUGUCAUUUGCAAUUGUCGUCUACAUUGGCGGACUAGCAUACUUUAUCUACAGGCUUAUCACUGUGUACUCGCCGGGACCCGACCACUUCCGCUACGGGUCGGCAUCGAGACUCCUCACCAUUUACGGCGGCUUGGGCAUGAUAUUCUUUACGCUCACCAUCGUCAAUGCCGUAUACUGCAUGCUCAACUUUGGGUCCGGUCUCAAGAUGUUUCUGAAGGACUACGAGGAAGGGUGGAAGCCGGCGAGGCAGUCGGCCCUCGAGCUUCCCAUACAGUACACCCAAUACAACCGGAGCAUGGAGAGGGAUCUGGACAGUUAGGAACAACUUACCAUGAGGAUAUUAUUCCUUGAUCUGCACUAGGUGUAGAUGAGCCAUCUGCCUGCUCGUGAGCCACAUCAAACGUGCCGCUGGUCGUGCCUGGCAUAAGUAAGGGUUCAGGCAUUCUGCUACUGCUGCCUGGUUCUCCUGCUUUGCUUUGAGGCUUCCGCCAAUGCGA